Ostertagia ostertagi is the source of this 2049-nucleotide messenger RNA. NCBI's taxonomy places the organism in Eukaryota, Metazoa, Nematoda, Chromadorea, Rhabditida, Trichostrongylidae. The record is from the annotation of a GenBank genome assembly.
AUGUUAAUGGCAUUAAACGUCCCGGUACUUACUAUCGUACUACUGCUCAUCACAUCCGAAGCUAGCGCUCAAGAUUAUGUGGAAGAAGAACUGUGCGAUAUUGAGACCAAGUCUCCUUGUUCUGCCAAAGAACAUGAGGAAUGUCGACCUCAGAAUGCAUCAGACAAGAUAGGUGUAUGUAAGUGUAUUUCUGGAUUCGCUCGUGCUUUCAAUGGUGCUCCUUGUCUUCCUUUGAAUACAUCUUCGAGUGAAACAACAAACAGCACAUCAAAUGGGACAAAAGGAGUUUCCAAGAUGGUCCCUUCGGUGGUUCAGUUGCCGGUAGAUUCGGCUCAGGUUAAAGUAAAGUUUCCUGAUAAAGAGCAAGGAAAAGGCGACACUUUUUCUUAUUUAUGGGAGUUGUUGCAAGGUACUGGUUUGGCUUUCGCUUCAUCUUAUAAGCGUCCAAUAUUGGAAUUAUCCCAGCUGAAAGAAGGAAAACUUCUUUUCCGAGUGACGGUGUCGAAUUCAACGCACACUGGACAAAAGCAAUAUACUUUGACAGUCGAAGCUCCUAAAGCGCCGAAUAAACCGCCACGAGCUAUUAUCCGUCCAGAGUCACCGGUGCAUGGUGUGGAAGGCUCGAGACUAACACUAGAUGCUGAAGGAAGUGUUGAUGACGACAAAAUUGUUGCUUUUAAAUGGACGCAGGAUAAGGGACCCAGUAUCCCACUAGGGGCCAUGAACACACCGAUUCUCACCUUGGACAACAUGGUUGCAGGGAGCUACGUGUUCAGUGGCGGUCUCACAUCGUCGGCAUCGACUCGAGUCGAAAUUGAAGCGGAGCGUGAUGAUCCGCCAAAAGCCCACAUCAAUGAAUGCGGCAGUAAAGAACAUACUGGAUCGCUCACUGUGCGUCUUCCGCUGCCUGAACUCAAUCUGUGUGGCAACAGUUCAAUCGACGAUAAGGGCAUAGUCUCCUACAACUGGUUCCGAGUUGAUAAGUUAUCUGAAAAGCUCUCCGUUGACACGGCUGGCUCAACCACAAGCAUCCUCACAUUGAAAAAAUAUCCAAGCGAAUAUGAGCGAUUGGGUCCAUACGAGUUCCAGCUGGAUGUAACGGAUACUAAAGGACAGAAGGAUUCUACCCGAAUAAGUAUCUUUGUGAACAAAGCUGAAAACUUUGCUCCAGUCGCUGAUGCGGGUGGAAAUCACACAGUCAUUCUUCCUGAAAAUGCUAUUGUGCUUGAUGGAAAUGCCAAGGACGACGGAACGGCCCAUCUCGUGCAUCACUUAGUGAAUGCUGAUAAAGCGAAAGCUACUGCAUCCCGUCUUCAAGAAGGAGUAUAUCGAUUCUUGUUGACAGUGGUUGAUGAUGGUGGGCUUAACGGUACCGCAUCCGCAUACAUUACUGUGGAACGAACCGCUGUUGCUCGUGUCGCCAACGUCACGCGAUGUCAUCUUCGACUUCAGAUUGCUCUCGAUGGGACGGAGAACACCCAGAUUAUGUUCAUAACUGGCCUCGUAAAGGGCACGCAUGUUUACAAUCUGACUGUUGCCGAUCAGCAGAAAGCAAGGAACUCCAUACUUGUCUAUCUGACAGUUAUCGAAGGUGAGGAAGAGCUGGAAUCUGUGGAAAUCCUGUUGAAAAAGAGCAUAGAAGAGUGGACAUAUCGCCUUCGGCGAAAACUCGCGGACGAGGAAGCGCAGAAAGUGACUCGGUGGUUGUACACUUCACUCGAUUUGAAAAAAUGCCGCUGGAUGGCCGGUUACGAGCAGUGUUUUGGGCUAAAAGUCAUUCGAAGCAAGAUUGCAAGCUUAACUGCUCCGGGCAUGGCAAAUGCAACGACGCGACCAAGCAGUGCGAGUGUGAUAACUUUUGGAUGGGAAACGUGUUCGCAUAUGCUUUUUGCAGGCUCAGAAAUGAGGGACUGUGAAGAAGAUCAGCCGUAUGGAAGUCGAGUUAGCAGGAGGCGAUUCAGAAAGCGGAAAAGGUAUAACCCACUUCGAAGCGAAUCUGAAGACGUGGAGAAGGAAGCCUAUCGCAUGAGUAAUGCGGUCCACGGUUAG